This is a messenger RNA of Macrobrachium nipponense, 444 nucleotides long. RefSeq names its product inositol monophosphatase 1-like. The coding region runs from base 1 to 444 and encodes 147 amino acids. The record is from RefSeq and is a predicted model, not a curated record. Gene Ontology annotation, molecular function: inositol monophosphate 1-phosphatase activity. Gene Ontology annotation, biological process: inositol metabolic process; signal transduction. The transcript is spliced from 4 exons. Lineage: Eukaryota; Metazoa; Arthropoda; Malacostraca; Decapoda; Palaemonidae.
AUGGCCGAGUUUGAUGUACAAGAGUGUUACAAGGUUGCUAUGGAGCUUGUCAAAACAGCGGGCAAGCAUUCUCCCUAUGGAUCUCAUUAUCAGAGUGCUUUUUCGGAUUCGGCAUCGGAAAUCGCCAAUCUGAAAGCUACAAUUAAGGACAUGAAGUCCAAGAUGGCUGACUUCAAAGUGGUACGUGAAGCUAUCAACAAAAAGAAGAAUAUUGAGAUAAAAAGUUGUGCUAUUGAUUUGGUUACCGAGUCCGAUAAGGCCGUAGAGAAGCUCUUGAUAUCUGGUCUAUCUAGUUCAUUCCCUGAUCACAAACUUGCAAAGUCCCUCAUAUUUGCUGAAAUGGGAUCAAGUCAGGAUGCAGAAAAAAUGGAUACAGUUAUUACCAACUUGACUACUCUUUUGCCCAAAGUCCAUGGGUAUGUAUAUUUAUUAUUCUUCAUGUAG